UACAGACAGAACACCUAGGAAGCAUCUCACGCAUAAUUCAGAUAUUACAUUGGAAUUGGUGUUAUUCGUCCAAGUUUGGUAUCCCUGAAUUCACUAAUACUCUCAUAGAAGGGUAAAUUGCACAAAGGAUACAGAGUGUUCUCUCGGCAGGUGAGAACUAAGAAACAGACUUUGCAGUCGAUUGUAUUAUACUUCAAGGCUUCUUCGUGAUAAAUGAAAGCAAUGACUGCUCAGAUCAACUACCUGCACAACAUGGUGGGAAAAGUGAUUAAGCUACAUCUUCCAUACAAAUGUAUUGUGGCAUUCAAGUACAAAGGCAAGGAAGAGAGAGCUCUGUUGAGAGCUGACAAAAUUGUUGUGGAUGGCCAGUAUAUUCCUAUGGGUAAAUCAAUAGAUGGGUAUCUUCACGAAGGCUCCAUGGUCGGUUUUUCGUGUCAUGGGUUUGAUCAGUCUGGUCAAGACCAGUGUGGGUACUUCGUGACAAUGGCAUGGCACCACGAUCCUGGUGCUGCCGAUAAUGCGAAAAUCAUCCAUGGCAUCUACAGUGCUCGUGGUAGAGUUUCAGAGGUCUCACACAGACACGGAGUCAUCACAUAUGUUGAUACUAAUGAAUGUGAGCACAGUGUCUUGUUCCUUGCAAGUAAGCUGUUCCUCUUUGGGAAGCGUCUGAAUACUAAGCAGAAUCUGCAGUCGACACUCGCUACAGACGACAAGGUGCAGUUUGACGCCGUGCCCUGCGAGAAGUCUGAAAAUGACAGCAAUUGUCCCUGGUUUGCUACAGUUGUAUGGAAGGGCCAGAAACCUAGCAUUGACUACGAUAUGACAGUCUUCCCUGUUGUGCAGACCCAAAAUCUUACCACAGAAAUCAAGCAUCUAGCAUCUAAUCCCAAGUCAGUGUUCGUUUGUGGCGAGGGGCAGAUUCUGAAGAUUUUGAAUGAGGAGUUUGGCAUAGCUCUAGGCACUAUGAAGCCAAACACCUGGCACAGCAUCCUCUUCCACCGCAGUGCCUGCUUUCUUUUCAGAUUAAAUCUAGGAUCACAUGAUCUCACCAAAGUUUUUCAAGAAGGUGACAGAAUUAGGUUCAUUGCGACAAGAGGACCACAGCACAUUAUUACCCAAUGGGUUGCAUCUCAGAUCACUGUAUUUGUUGGCAAAGAACUAAAUGAUUUAUAAUCCGUUUUUAUGCCAGUUUCUAAAAAGUUAAAAUUCUGUGAUGUUACUACCGUCUGUUUAAUACUGGUGCAUUGUGCGCGGCACAGCCUGCGAGGUUAAGACAAAAUGUUAUGAAAAUCGUUCUCUUUAUUAAAGUUGAGUGUUUUUUUUCAAA
Zootermopsis nevadensis is the source of this 1327-nucleotide messenger RNA. RefSeq lists its product as uncharacterized. Lineage: Eukaryota; Metazoa; Arthropoda; Insecta; Blattodea; Termopsidae. The record is from RefSeq and is a predicted model, not a curated record.